AAGAAGAAGAAGAAGAGAAAGAAAUUGAGUGGGCGGGCAAGAAUGUCUCUGUUUAUAAACUGCAGGCCGGUGCCUUAGUGAGUGGGCCAGGACAGCUCUCUCACUGGCAAUCUCCCUCCUGUGCUGCUAGUCAGAGAUUUCUCACUAGCGCGUCUUUCUCUUCUAUCCUCUUCGGUCUUCUUCUGUCCUCUUAGUGCACUCUUUGUCCUCUCAUCUAGUGAGUGGAUUUGGUCUCGAACGUUCUUAAUAUCAAAUAGCCUUGCAUAGUAGAAGGGAGUUUGUGGGAGACAUCUUUUAUUCUGAAAAGAAGACUCCCACGGGUAUUGAGCUAGCCGAGAAAUCAAUUCAGAGUAACAAGUCAAUGCUUUAUAAUCGGCUACAUGAAUAGCAAAGGUAGCAUUGUUAUCCUGAAGCUGAAUGGUAUAUUUAUUAUUGAGAUCUGUUGGCUGUCCUCCUACAAACUCGGCGUCCUCCACUCCUCAUAGAGGAUAAAAGCCGCCGACCAGGGACCCUAAGGCUUCUACCGUCACAGCCUUAUCUUCUACUUCAUCGUCUGCAUCUUCUUGCCGUCUCUUCGCCGUCUUCUAGACUUCUUCUGCUCGUCAACUCCUCUUCUUCCACCAAAAAUCAACUUUGACGUCAACGACUUGCUGACAAAUAUCUUAGUCACUCGUCCACGUGACACGUAUAGGCGUUUUCGACGUCAAAGACGAAGAAACAUCGACAGAGCGACAGCGACGUCGACUAUCACAAUACCAAACAUCUCGCCCGGACAGACACCCUACCUCCUGCUAGCAGAGAACAAGAAUACGGAGUUGCCAGAAAAACUCCCUUUUACGCAGUGAACGCUUCUAACCCUUCACUCACUGGUUUCGCGCUCGUCACGGUUGGGUACUGAGAGGGAGUCGCCAGACAGACAGCUCGUGAAAGAGCUUCCGCUGCCAGCUCCAAUGGUAGAUUUGGCCAUUUUCCCUAUCUGAGCUAAUAGCCAGCGCCUGGAAUCAUGAGUUCAACCACUCCACCAAACCCACCCUUGGGUAGAACCCCCCCGGGAGGACCGAAUGGACCCUUUAUGGUCAGACGGCGCCCCAAGCCAGCGGAUCCGCUCGUUCGACCAAAGAAACGACCUAUUCCGCGACCUACUGCUCCUGGCCAGCCUCAGCCUCAGGGCCAGUCUCAGGGAUAUGGGCAAGGCCAGGUGCGAUCUACGACCGCGAAUGGGACAUCGACCCUUCCACUGCAGCCUCCACGACAUCAACCUCCGGCGAGCACGCUACCGCAACCAAGACCUAUCCCCAGCGCUGACGACCUCACUACCAACGGCUUCAGCGGUCCGUUGCUCUCAGAAACGUACUCAGACUACCCGCUGGUUACAACGAAACGUGCGCUCAGAGAAGGAUUAAGGCACCACAUCGCAAAGCUUAUAUCAAAGAAAAGCGUGGACCCUAGAGAUGAAUCUCAAUUUACACGCCCCGUAAGAUUACAGCGACGAGAUCCAAGAGCUACAACCACAGCUUCAGCAGGAAAUGAAAAGGAAGAUGCAAAUCCCCGACGAGGGUUCCGUGACCCUUACGCUGGUCUGACUGAGGCCGAACGCCAGGAGAUGGAAGCUAAGAAAGAAGCACGGGCUAAAGAACGUGAGGAUAACCUGGCGCAGAUUGCUCCCUCCGUUAAUUCAGGACCCAAGAAAGUGAACGCCCCUAAGCAGCGGACACAGCAAGUCUUCAAAUCUAUCAUCACACCAGAGGAGGCUGCAAAAUCUCAGAUUAAAUAUGAGGAGGCCUUACCUUGGCAUUUGGAAGAUUUUGAUAAUAAAAAUAUUUGGGUUGGCAAGUAUGAGGCUGCCAUGUCAGAGACAUACGCCACAUUUGUUUUGGAGCGCAGCGGGAAGAUGCGAAUGAUACCCAUUGAUAAAUGGUACAAAUUUACUGCCAAAAAUCAGUUCAAGGUCUUGACUAUUGAAGAGGCAGAGAAGCAUAUGGCUAGGAAGAUUAGAGAUCCCCGAUGGUUCAUGGAAAAGGAGCAAGCACGAGCCCAGGAGAGAGAGCUUCAAAGAUAUGCUAGACAGCGGAAAAUCUACACUGGGCAGUCUCGAAACGCGCCAGUCACUGAUCGUUUCGAAGGCGACGAUAUGGACUUCGACGAAGAUAGAUUUGCAGAUGACGAGGAACAUGUUGGGCUGUUUGAUGAUGAUGAAGAUGCCAAAACUGCAGAAAAGCGUAUCAAACAAGACCAGCUAAAGGCAAACAUCUUUGAUCUCAAAGACGAGAAGGACUAUGAUGAAGAGGAGCACCUAGAAAAGAAACAAAAGGAAGAUCUUAAAAGCUUUGGCAAACAGGUUCGAAAGGCGUUGCAGCGACGCGAGAAGAAUUAUGACUACAGUAGUGGAUCUGACGCAAACCCUUACUCGGAUGAUGAGGUAAUUUUGUUUUUUACCAUGUACUUGUCUUCUUCCAUAUUCAACUAACUGUUUCUUUUAGAGUACGGAUGAGUCCGAACUAGAGCGCCAAAAAGAGGAGCAGAAAAAGUCGGAAGAAGAUCCCAAGCGGAAAGAUAACCAGGCCGACAAACCUUCGGGAACAUCUACCAAAGGCACCAAUACCCCGUCUGGGCGUAAUAAACAUACUGACCCGCUGAAGAGAGCACAAGCUGCCGCUCGCAAACGUCCCGGAUCCCCAAAUCUUUCCGACGCCAGUGGCACAGAUUCCUCCCGUAAGAAACCGAAGAACAAGCAUCUUUCUGCCCAGAUCUCCAAUUCUCAGCCUACCUCUAGACCUAUUUCUCCUGUUCCCCAAGCGCAGAGAAAGAGCUCUGGAACUGCUAACGCAAACGACGCCACGCCCAGCACUGCUCAAACCGCUGCCGGUGCAAAGAAGCGUAUCCGCACUGGUCCAGGCAAGGCUGGGUCUGCAAGUGAUGUUGAAAAAGCCGCCAACUCUGGUGCUGAAAUGAGUGAUAGUACUAUGGCAAAGAGAAUGAAGCUUAACGUUCCAGCUGCCAAAUCAAAGACCGGAACUCCAAUUGGUUCUCGUGCCGGAAGCCCUACUCCUGCUGGCAAAGCUGUGGCCGGUAGCCGAGCCAGCAGCCCCGAGAGUUCUCGUGGUCAGUUCCUCCCAUUGCAUAUAGACAUACAUUCCCAUACUAACUUGAUGGAUACAGGCGUUUCUACUCCCUCCGGUUCCGGAUCUCGAAGAGGGUCGGUCUCAGGUGCCAACCCUGGCGCCGGGGCUCCACCACCCGCCUCUUUCCCAACUGCUUCUGAAAUACACGCCGCUAUUCCUGCAAGCGGAAUCUUGAGCAACGAUCUCCUCCGUAUGUUCCGAUCACGCCUUGGAAACUCCAGAGAGAACCAUCGUAGGUUUAUUGGGAUCGUCAAGGAUGUCUCGGUCUUUGGAAAGGAGGACAAGCUGUUGCGCCCUGGUGUUAUCAAAGAAGCUUGAUUUUCACCUCUCCUGGAAUCAUAACGCGAUACCGAGGGUAUUACGAUGUAUCUUGCCUCUUGGAGCUUUCAAAAAUUUCUAGUAUCUUGUAAUGAUAACUAUUUUACUGGCGGACAAAAGCAUCUAUCAUGGCCAUCUGUUCAUAUUCACACGGUGUAAUAAAUAAUCUGCAUACGCCGAAUAUUCACACUUUUACGAUUACUGCAAAGGACUAAGUGAAAUGCCUGUUCAGACUGUCCUUUACUGUGAUAUAUAAUACAUGUAUCAUCAAUCAUUCACCACCUAGGGGUUGGUUACUUGACAGGUGCGCCCCCAUUUAAGAAUCGCGGGAUAUCUCCUGCCAAUAGAAAUUCAAGUCUUGGAGGCUUCAACUACCCUGCUAUGACGACGUGCCACAAACGCUCUACAAAGCAUCAAUAAGUUUGAUCAAGACACUUGACGUCUACUUAGGAUACUCUUGGUUCCCUAACAGCUUAGGUGUCAAGCAUAUCGAGGGCACCGACAUGGAACAAGCAAACGCCCCAGCAACUCCGGAUAAGCGCCGUCAUUUUCAUCACCAUCAUCGCCGACGCAUACAAGGCGAACCGAUCGAACUGAUAGAAGGAGAUAGAGCAGCUGAGCCUGAGAGGCGGUCGAAGAAAGAAAAAC
Messenger RNA from Trichophyton rubrum CBS 118892, 4088 nucleotides. RefSeq lists its product as uncharacterized. Gene Ontology annotation, cellular component: transcription factor TFIIF complex; nucleus. Gene Ontology annotation, molecular function: RNA polymerase II general transcription initiation factor activity; DNA binding; TFIIF-class transcription factor complex binding. The record is from RefSeq and is a predicted model, not a curated record. The coding region runs from base 1004 to 2467 and encodes 487 amino acids. The transcript has a single exon. NCBI's taxonomy places the organism in Eukaryota, Fungi, Ascomycota, Eurotiomycetes, Onygenales, Arthrodermataceae. Gene Ontology annotation, biological process: positive regulation of transcription elongation by RNA polymerase II; transcription initiation at RNA polymerase II promoter.